Molecule: messenger RNA, 1401 nt
Organism: Venustampulla echinocandica
Lineage: Eukaryota; Fungi; Ascomycota; Leotiomycetes; Helotiales; Pleuroascaceae
Product: Ypt of gyp1p
Exons: 1
Coding region: 1-1401 (466 amino acids)
Biological process (GO): activation of GTPase activity
Cellular component (GO): Golgi apparatus
Molecular function (GO): GTPase activator activity
Source: RefSeq, a predicted model, not a curated record
AUGAAGCGGAAAGCAAAAAAGACCCCGGUUGAUAGGAAUGCACCGCCCGGAGGGAGUCUCUCGCCGUUUGGACAUGGUUUGCAAGGCGGUUAUGGGGGGUUUGGCCCUCGUACACUUUCUAAUAGUGGGGAUAUUGCCAUUGAGAGGCCCGCGCCGAGUUAUCCAGUCGCGAAAAAGAGCGAGGGGAAGAUACUGAGACCUCAGUACAAGGAGAUCCUUCGAGAUCCUGCUAACUCGCUCCAUCUUAUUGACCAUCCUCCUGUUCCUCCCGGCGCCUCACCUAAAGAUAUCGAUAUCCAUUCUGCGAGGAUUACCAGGAUCAAUAAGUUCAAGAGGAUACUGCAGGCCACUUCAAUAUCCCUCCCAGAGCUCAGAGCUGCAGCAUGGUCGGGGGUCCCCGAAGAAGUUCGAGCAAUGACUUGGCAACUGCUUCUGGGGUACCUACCCACAAGCAGUGAGAGACGUGUUUCAACUCUCGAGAGAAAGCGAAAAGAGUAUCUUGAUGGUGUUCGACAAGCUUUUGAAAGGAGUGGAAACACUUCAACACCAACCGGCAAAGCCCGGGGCUUGGAUGAGGCAAUAUGGCAUCAAAUCAGCAUUGAUGUUCCUCGCACAAAUCCACAUUUAGAGCUUUACGGCUACGAAGCUACGCAACGGUCAUUAGAAAGGAUAUUAUAUGUCUGGGCCGUGAGACAUCCUGCCAGCGGCUACGUUCAAGGUAUCAAUGACCUUGUUACACCCUUCUGGCAAGUGUUUCUUGCAAGCUAUAUUACAGAUUCAGAUGUAGAAAGCGGGAUGGAUCCUGGACAGCUGCCAAAACCUGUUCUGGAUGCCGUUGAAGCGGAUUCAUUUUGGUGCUUGACGAAACUCCUAGAUGGUAUCCAGGAUAAUUAUAUCUUCGCCCAGCCUGGUAUCCAACGCCAAGUUGCAGCUCUUCACGACCUGACUGCACGGAUUGACGAACCUCUGGCAAAGCACCUUGAGCAAGAAAGCGUGGAAUUUAUCCAAUUUAGUUUCCGAUGGAUGAAUUGUCUGCUGAUGCGUGAGAUCAGUGUGAAGAACACUAUCAGGAUGUGGGACACGUACAUGGUAGGCCUUAUUCUCCGCAUCUCCAUUCGCAAGCUAAUCGCUGGACUUCAGGCUGAGGAGCAAGGCUUCUCCGAAUUCCAUCUCUAUGUAUGUGUUGCUUUUCUCGUGAAAUGGUCGGACAAGCUACGCAAAAUGGAUUUUCAAGAAGUUAUGAUGUUCCUCCAGGCCCUCCCAACUCGAGAUUGGACCGAGAAGGACAUCGAACUCCUGCUCAGCGAGGCCUUCAUUUGGCAGUCCCUUUUCAAGGGAUCUGCCUCCCAUUUACGGGGCCCAUCUGACAGAACACCUUCGAACACCAUUAGUGCUACUUGA